This is a messenger RNA of Trametes versicolor FP-101664 SS1, 1071 nucleotides long. RefSeq names its product glycoside hydrolase. The transcript is spliced from 9 exons. The coding region runs from base 1 to 1071 and encodes 356 amino acids. NCBI's taxonomy places the organism in Eukaryota, Fungi, Basidiomycota, Agaricomycetes, Polyporales, Polyporaceae. Gene Ontology annotation, biological process: carbohydrate metabolic process. The record is from RefSeq and is a predicted model, not a curated record.
AUGCAGCCCGUUUCUUUCUCACCGCUCUACUUUGUCUUGGCAUUUCUGGGAUUGCUGUCGGGGACGGUACUCUCUGCCAGUGCGCCUACCCGGGCAAACAGCGGUUCUCCGAAGGCUCAGACCGACAUCUGGCCAGCAAACAAAGCCUCCUUAGGGUCUGGGAACACAACAUCUCCCGCCUCUAGAAACUCGACGUCAUCCGCAAACAAUGUGGUAUAUGGGUCCACACCCGCAUUUGUCGUGUACACCGACAGAGUCACUGGCGGGGACGAAGACAGAGAUUUCCCGAGAGCACGGCUAACUUCCUACAGUGUUCUCUCCUUCCUCCUAGUCUCGGGGGCAGCGGACCAAGCCGCCGCCUGGGCUGCAUUGAGCGCUGACACGAAGGCCGCUAUCAAGACGGAGUACAACGCGGCGGGUGUCAGCGUCAUCGUCUCCGCGUUCGGCGCGACGGACGCUCCGACGAGCGGCGGCGUGGACCCUGUCGCCACCGCGAACGCUAUGGCGCAGUUUGUGCUCGACAACCAGCUGGACGGGAUUGACGUGGACUAUGAGGACCUGACUGCGAUGAACGCGCGCGACGGCGGCGCGGAGGCGUGGCUCGUAUCGUUUACUCAGACACUCCGCAAGAAGCUGCCGAAGGGGCACUACCUCCUGACACACGCACCCGUUGCUCCUUGGUUCUCACCUGUGUUCAACACGACUGGCGCAUACUUGACUGUCCACCAGAAAGCCGGUGACUUGAUAGAUUGGUACAACGUACAGUUUUACAACCAGGGCGACGGCAUGUACACAACUUGUGACGGCCUACUCACCACGUCAGGCGGCUUCUGGCCAGGGUCCGCGCUGUUCGAGAUCGCACAGGCCGGGGUACCCCUCGAGAAACUCGUCAUUGGCAAAUACGCCGCGGAGGGCGGCGGCGCGUCGGGCUUCAUGGACCCGAACACGCUUGGCGAGUGCGUCGCGCAGGCGCGUGAGUUGGGUUGGAGUGCGGGCAUCAUGACUUGGGAGUACCCCGACGCAAACUCUGCGUGGAUUAAGGCGGCCCGCGGCUCUGCUUUCCCUCUGUGA